Messenger RNA from Trypanosoma cruzi, 1842 nucleotides. RefSeq lists its product as uncharacterized. The transcript has a single exon. The record is from RefSeq and is a predicted model, not a curated record. The annotation marks the transcript as partial. Lineage: Eukaryota; Euglenozoa; Kinetoplastea; Trypanosomatida; Trypanosomatidae.
AUGUUUGCCUGCCUGCGCAACAUUUACGAGGAGCAGACCGCGCCGCCAUCGAAACCCGGUUUACUACCUUCCCCAUCUACAGAACGGCGGUUACGGCGUGCCGUGUUUGCCGCGGUGUCAUCGAGCGAGCGCCGUCUUACUCAACUUCAUGAGGAGCGAGAAAGGAAAUCGGAAGGGGGUAUUGUUGCUGCUGAGGACCGCAAGUCGAUAGAGCGACGCCUGACGCAAUUCAUCGCCCACACUGUGCAGGAUCACCUGCGAGCUGUCAAACUCGAGUCCACGCUCGUCUCUCAUUCUUGCAAGCAACAGAGAAACAACGAGGACGGCAGAGACGAGUCCGCUGCAAGAGCUCAGGCAGCACUUCUGUGCAGUGCGGAGGAAUUGGCGCAGCUGCUCUGGAUGAACCGCACCAUGGCGCUUGGCGCCACAAUAUCUGCACUAGAGGGGAAGUGCCCCGCCAACGAGGCCUUGCUUGAGGCCGUUCGGCAGCCAGCGGAGAGACGAGCACCGGAUGUGAGGGAAACUAUUCUUUGCGUGCGGAACUCAUCCCCAGCGCUGCGGGCUGUCUUGUUGGAUGGACCGAUGAUUGCCGCCGGGACCCAUGUGGAAGGAGGGAAGGAAAAAGAUGUCAUACCAAUGGAGGAUGAGGAUGGCGACGCAGAAACUGCGCCGGAUCAUCAUCUUAAUCCGAAUCCUCAGAGCGAGGCGGGGGUUAAGAGGUUGCGGACAGGCACGGAGGAGGCCAGCGGUUUGAAAGGGCGGCGCUUGGGCAAGCGGCAGCCCUUUGCACUAAAAGUCGAUGGAAGCCUUCUUCGCUCAUUCCAGGACGAUCCAGCAUUGCCCACAGUCAGUCCGUCGUGGGGGAAUCCGAUCAACAACAACACCAUUCAGCAGAAACAGCAGCCAUUGGAGACUCAGCGGGAGCCUGAAGCCGUACUUCAAGGCGAAAUUAAUUUGCAGGCCACCUCCCAAGCCAAGUGCCAAAUGAAACUAGGUUUGGACUGCGGCGGCAAACUCUCAUUCGCACAAGCGCCGGCCAUAUCUUCAUCACACACAUCGGGUGUAGCACCCGGACCCUCACCAUUUACAGUUGGCAGCGAGGCGCCGCGGCUGCAGCCCUCUUUUACUUCUCAAUCAACCGCACCACCGCUCUUCGCCAUCGAGCAGAGACCGCAUCCAUUACCUGAAGGAUGGCUGACGGACGAGAGCGUUGAAAAGGCUCCCGCGGAAGGAGUGAAACGCGGCAUAAAUGCAAGAGAGCCCCGUGGUGGAAUUCGUGCAGUGAUCUCAAAGAGGCGACUGGAUGAAACUGGGGAGGCUCAUGCCAAAGUGGGAGGGCAAAACAACGGCGGAUUCGUUACUGCGGGUGAGCAGCUGGUGGCGGAUGUGAGGGCUGGAAGAACUGCGCCCUCGAGUCUCUCGUUGCAGCGCCGAACACCCGCGUUGGGUCUACGGCGUUCCAGCUUCACACCUCCGUUUCAACAACAGCGGCAGUCGACACCGCCCCCAAAAAGUGAUGCUCCGAGCGCAACAACAGGCGUAUCUUCGGCAACGUUCGUUGGUGAGGUGUUGAGUUCGAUUCACAAGAAUUCCACGAAGGGGUCCCACGACUCAACGACGCGAGGGGUGCGUGGCGGUCACGGCACUGCAGAAGACCGCGACGACAGCGACAGUGAGUGCAGUGAGUUUCCGGCGUCGUUGCUUCUUCCGGAUGGAUCUGUGCCGCCUAUUUUAAAGCCUCUCGACCCAAAGCUUGUAACCCAAGUUGCGAUGGAAAUCCUGGAACACGGGGCCGGGGCUGCGAACGUGGGAUGGGACGACAUCCGCGGACUUGAGCAUGCG